This is a messenger RNA of Lolium rigidum, 1093 nucleotides long. RefSeq names its product protein RER1A-like. Gene Ontology annotation, biological process: protein retention in ER lumen; retrograde vesicle-mediated transport, Golgi to endoplasmic reticulum. NCBI's taxonomy places the organism in Eukaryota, Viridiplantae, Streptophyta, Magnoliopsida, Poales, Poaceae. Bases 23 to 751 code for a protein of 242 amino acids. The transcript is spliced from 3 exons. Gene Ontology annotation, cellular component: Golgi membrane. The record is from RefSeq and is a predicted model, not a curated record.
UCUGGUUGGAGCCUUGGAGUACAUGCGUGGUACCAAACACGGCCAUAAUCGCCACUCGGCUGGAGCCUGGAGGAGCGUUGGCGAGCGAGAUCCCAAUCCCAGUCCGUCCGACGCAAUGAUGGACCCCUCCUCCACCGCCCCCGCCCCCGCCCCGGCUGCUACCACCGGCAACGGUGACGGCGGCGGGCCUGCCGCCGCCGUAUCGGCGGCGGUCACCACGGCAUCCCGGCGGUUCCAGCACCUGCUGGACCGGUCCACUCCGCACGUGGGCCGGCGGUGGCUGGGCCUCGGGGCGGUGGUGGUGGUGUACGCGCUGCGCGCGUGGUUCGUCGGCGGCUACUACAUCGUGACCUAUGCGCUCGGUAUCUACCUCCUCAACCUCCUCAUCGCCUUUCUCUCGCCGCAAGUUGACCCCGAGGUAGCCGAGGUGCUCGGCGGGGAGCCCUCGCUCCCCACCCGCGCUUCGGACGAGUUCCGCCCCUUCGUUCGCCGCCUCCCUGAGUUCAAGUUCUGGUAUUCUAUUGUUAAAGCAUUCUGCAUUGCUUUUGUCAUGACGUUCUUCAGCAUAUUUAACGUGCCUGUGUUUUGGCCUAUCCUUCUCUUCUAUUGGGUGGUGUUGUUUACGGUCACAAUGAAGCGUCAGAUUCUUCAUAUGUUAAAAUACAGAUAUGUUCCAUUCACCUUCGGGAAACAGCGUUAUAAUGGGAAAAGGGCAGCUUCUGCGGAUGAUCUCACACUUCCCAAGGAUUAAAUACUUGGGAAUCUUGAGCUGUGUAAUGCUUAAGAGUUAGAAAUUGCUUACCGUGGCUGCACUCUGCCGGCAACUCCCCACAGUGGUCUGAACGUUGCAAAGCUAACAACAAGCAUUAAAACUCAUUGAAACCCUGGUAUCUUUACUAUGCUGAAAAAUAGGCCUAGUUGGCCUAACCUGGAUUUCAAUUUUCCGGUGAUGUUUUCCUGUAUUUGAGCUAAAUGAUUCUACAAUUUAUUAUUCCAUAUCUCCUUGUAUCAUAUAACAUGGAGAAGAUGGUCAAGAAUAUUGUAUACUUUUGUUAAAUCCUUUAUUCAACUUGGGAAACCCUCAACUUUCUAA